GCGUUAAUACAACGCACAGUUUUUCGCCUACUUGUUUGACAGCCGUGCAGCGAUGGCAUCAUCACGCAUCGUACAGUGGAGCAGGGUGUGAAAACAGCCGGAACAGAAGAAAAACACUUUUCCAGCCGUGUGCGGUUUGCGGGUGUGUGUGGUUUUGCGGGCAGAAUUUGUUUGCACUCUAUAUUGGGCGUGCUCGUUGUGCCGGGGGAGGGCAUUGUGUAACACCGAUACCAAUACCUAUACCGCUGCCAGCCAUAGGGCAAGAAAAUGCGUUGCUGUAUCAAGCGGCGGUGCUGUUGAAGCUGUUUGGCAGCCAAAAGGGGAGAAGGAAAUCGAGUCAAGUGUUUGCAACGAAAGCCAAAGGCAACAGUUGAGCGACAGCAGCGGCAGCAGCAGCAACAAUAACAAUGUCGCAGGAGUACUCCCAGCAUGUGCUGAAGGUGGCGGUGGCCCAGAUCUGCCAGACGAUCGGCUGGCACUCGACCCACACGUCCACGAUGGAUUUGCUGGUGGACGUCACGCAGCACUUUCUGCGCGAAAUCUCGCGCAUCAUGCACCGGUACUGCGAGCUGUACAACCGGACCGAGGCGAACCUGGACGAUCUGGCGCUCGCGUACAAGGAGAUCGGCAUCAACCUGGACGAGCUGAUGGAGUACAUCCAGUUCGUCGAUCCGAUCCCGCUGCCGCUCGAGGUGCCCCGCUUUCCGCUGCCGAAGGAGUCCAGCCUGAACUUCCUGAAGCCGGGCAGCCGGGAGGUGCUGACGCGCCCGGUCCACAUCCCGGAGUACAUGCCGCCGCUGCUGUUCGAAAGCGAGGAGGAGGGUGCGUCCGGCGGGGCGGCGGCUGGCGGCAGCAGCGAAGAGGACAGGCUGGCGGUGGUUCCGGCCGGCGGGCUGGUGGAUGCGAAAAGUUUGCUCAACAGUACGGCGCUCGCGAUUGCAUCCGUGGCCGCCGCCUCCAUGGGAGAGGGGCGCGCCCUGACCGACGGUGGUGGCACGGGCGGGGAACUGCUGGACGAUGGUGCGAUCGUGCCGCACGCCGUCAUCAACGAGGAGGUGGAAAUACCGAUGCAAACGAUCGAGGUGAAGGAGCAACUGGAGGUGACAGUGACGUCACCGACAGCUACAACAACAACAACAACAACGACCCUGGGAGACACAACGGAGGAACCCGCGCCCGCCGCGGAUGAUAAACCGGCGGAAGGAAGUGUGGUGCCGAAGGAAAAGCUCACGCCCACCGAAGAACCACCCACAGGGACGCCCGGGGGAAAGCCACCGAUCGUGGCAGAGGAGGGCCGGCCGACGCGCGAAAUCAGCAGCGUGAUCAUGACCACGUCCGGGUUCAUUUCGCCUGCCCGCGAAGGCAAGCUGCCCGAGUCGCGCAUUCCCAUCAUCCCGGAGGAGCGUCCGAUGCCGGCGCCGCCCGCCCCCAUCGCACCGCUGCCCGCCGCAUCGCACCUUCCGCCCGUGGCAGCCGGUUCGUCUGCGGCGGCCGGCUCUUCGACACUGUCCACGUUGGCGCCGGUGUCGUCGGCGGCACUGCUCGCGUCGGCCGCCGGCACAAGCUACUUCCCGAAGCCGGGCGAGGGUGGAGCGUUGGCAGCGGGCAACGGUACGCCCGCCGGCGGCACGGUCGGAGCAGCGGCUGCUCCGCACGAUCCGGCCCUACCGCCCCCGCCCCCACCGCCGCCAGUGAAGCAGGCGGGCGAGAAGACGCCGAAAAAGGUGAAGAAGAAACCGGUCGACAAGGAGAAGAAAAAGGCGGACAAGGGCCAGGCCGGUGCGUCCCGCAAGCCGGACAAGCACGCCGGCGGGGAGAAGGGCGCACUGAUGAAGCCGCCACCACCGCCAGCCGGCGAGCUGCCGGCCGGUGGCAAUCCGUUCGAGGGCCCAGCAGCAGCAGCAGUAAAGGAGGAGAAAGUGUUUCCCCCAGCGGCGCCGGGAGAGCUGGCGGCGGGCCAGUAUGCGCCGGCGAGGGAAAACCUGGUGUUUAAUCCGUUCGUCAAGGAGGGAGCGAUGGGUGCGGCCGCCGUCAAGUCGGAGCAGAACGAACAAGCGGGCAGUGGUGGGAUGGGCCUGCCCGGCACGAGCGCACCCUUCCCGCCCGGCAAACCGCCCAAACCGGCCAAGGUAAAGGGGGCGGGCAAGGACAAGCCGCCGAAGAAGCGCAAAUCGGCCGUCCCGAAGCUGCCGCCCGGUCCGCUUGCGAUGGAGCAGCACCCGGCGGGCGGACUGUUCGGUGGUCCCAUCGCACCACCCCCGAUGCCGCCGAACUUGCUGCCGGCGGCGAUGACGGCAGCACCGCUGCCGGUCACCAAGCCGAAGAAGGUGUCGAAGAAGAAGGCGGCCAACCAGCAGCGGGGCCAGCAGCACGAGGCCGGGUCGCUGCCGCCGCCGCUCAUCGGGCCGCUCGGGCUCGGCCCGCUGCCGCUCGUCGGCACGGGCGGCGGGUCCCAUCCGGACCUGGCGUUCAGCCGUGUGCCGAACGCGCCCAACACGGCCGCCCUCUCGCUGCCGCUGAAGAAGCCGCCGCACCCGAUGGGGCCGUUCAAGCAGGAGGAGCCGACGGCGCCGGCCCCACCACCCCACAGCCAGAUGGCGGCCGAUCAGGCGGCUCAGCUAAACCUGCUCCAGAAGAUGCACCCGAGCCUGGAGAUCACUGCCUCGCCCGCCAUAAUGUCGCAGCAGCAGCAGGAAACGGGCAAGCAGCACCGGCAGCCACCGUUCGAGCCGAAGGCGCUGAAGGCGUCGGACACGGCGAGCGACCGGGACGUGAUCGUAAUUGACGACGACAAGACACCGCCACACGUGGCCUCGAUGCUGUCGCCCGGCGGGGCCGCUGUGACGCCGUCGACACCCUUCACCACGCCACCGACCAGCAAGAAGCAGCGCAAGCAGGCGGCCGCUGCCGGCGACUACCAGCUGCUGGGCGCGAACAUGAUGGGCUACCCACCGGGCGGGCCCAAGCAACCGUCCUUCUCCGGUCACGCGUUCGAGGGCGGCGGCGUCGACUUCCGGCACGUGGACGCGGACCCGCACGGGCUGCAGUUUUCGCCCACCGGUGUGCCCAAAACGCCCGACAUCAAGCUGCAGCACUCGUCCUCCUCGUCCACACCGUCCUGGAUGAGCGAGUCGCCCCGGCUGGCGACGCCGAAGAAGGGAGCUGCUGCCGCCGCCUCCACCACCUCCACCACUACCGGCAAUCUGUUCUCCGAGCUGUCGUCCAAAACGCUCAGCGAGUUUAUGGUGCCAAACAAGGGGCUCGGGCCUGUGGCCGAGCCGGGCAAGAAGCCGAAACGCCCGAAGCAGAAGCCCAACAAAAACGCGGACGCCAAGCGGGCCAAGCUGGAGCAGGCGGAGGGUGUGAAAAAGCUGCCCAACGCCGGCGGCGCCGCCGCCGGUCCGACCGACCUGCCCGGCAGCAAGAACCCGUUCGCGCUCUACCCGGGCGCCCUCAACCCGUUCGCACCGGAUGCGGCGAGCGCGUACAGCAAGUACCUGAACCAGGUCGCGAGCCUGCCCCGCAUGCCGUUCGGCAUGUUUCCGCUGCCGUCCGGGCCGGGCCUGAUACCGGACAAUCCGCUGUUUCCCCGGCUGCCCCCGAACUACCCGGGGCAGCACCGGCCCGGCUUCCAGAUGCCGCCGAACCCGUUCGGGCUGCCGCCCGGCCUGAACCCGAUGAACAACCCGCUGCUCCGGCUGCCGGGCCUGGCGAACCGGCUGCCGGGGAUGGGCGGCGGCCUCACCGGCAGCCAGCGCGACUUCCUGGACGAGCCGCUCGAUCCGGAGACGAAGCUGGCCCAGACGCCGCUCGAUCUGCAAAAGUCCACCUGCAACGUGGCGCCGCUCGUGCCGCCCUCGCUGUUCCAGAGCGCAGCGGAGGGUAUGGGGCUGGGCGACGGCACUGGGUCGAGCGAGCUGCUCAACCUGUCCGUGAAGGCCGGUACGGGUGGGCCCAAGGAAACGGUCACCACGGCGCAGUCGACCGUCUCGAGCAAGAAGGACACGACGCUCACGAUUUCGGGCGCCGCAACGUCCGCCGCCAGCAGCGUGAGCAGCCAUUCGCUGUUCAGCAGCAGCGUUUCGACGAGCGUGAAGGACGCGGGCCGCACGGACGCGCCGCUCGUGCGCGAAUCGGCGUACAAGGAGGACCAGGUGGUGAUACUGCCCGCUGCCAGCUUCCUGCCGGGGGCGAGCCCGCCCCAGCGCUCCAACCUGCUGGUGAUCGACAUCGACGACUCGGACGGCAGCCAGUCGACGGCGACGACCGGCGGCAAGAGCAAGGACGGCAAGCGCAAGCAGAAGGAGCACAAGAAGGACCGCAAGCAGAAGGACGGCAAGCUCAAGAAGAAGAAGGACAAGAAGGACAAGAGCAAGAGCAAGGACCGGGACCGGGAGCAGCUGAAGGAGCUGGCGGCGGGCACGGCCACCGCGCCGGGCGUGAUGACGAUGGGCAUGAUCGGCGCGGAGGAGGCCCUGAUGGAGCAGCUGCGCAAGGAGCGCAAGGAGAAGAAGGAAAAGCGCAAGGAGAAGCUGAAGAAGGAGAAGCGCAAGGAGAAGGAGUCGCGCGGUGCGGGCGGUGGUGCGGGACCGUCGCAGCAGGCGGGCGAGCCGGGCCUGAAGCUGAUGCUGAAGCUCGGCGGCUCGAACGCGACCCAGUCGCCGCGAUCGGAAACGCCCGAGCAGCAGCGCAGGGAUGGGUCGCCGGAGCUGGCCCGCAUAUCGGCGCUCGUCACGCGCCCGCCGAAGCUGAAGGGCAGCACGACACCGAGCGGCAAGGGCAAGAAGGAUGACGGGGCCGGCAAGGGCGCACCGCCGCACAGUUCGCCCGGUGGUGGGGACGCGAAGCUGCUGCAGCCGGCGGCCGACCCGGACGACACGUUCGGUGCGCUCAAGCAGCCGGCGAAGGUGAACUUUGCGGGCGGCGCGGCGGGUGGUGCCGCUACGUCGUCGACGGUGGUGACAGCGGCGGCCACGCUCGGCAGCUACGGCGCGGAGGAGAGCGUCGCGGGUGGUUCCGGCGGUCGCGGCACGAAGACGGUCCGCACGGCACCGGACGGGCUGCCGGUGGACACGCCGGCGAAAGCGUUCGGUGGUGCUACCGGCGGCGGCGGCGAACCCUCGUCCAAGAAGGCGGCCAAGGAGUCGAAGAGCUCGAAAUCGGUGCACCACCAUCAUCAUCAUGCGGCGGCCGAUACGUACAACACGACGCCGGUGCACAUGACGGACGUGGACGGCAACACGGUGUGGAUCUGUCCGGCGUGCGGCCGGGUCGACGACGGCACGCCGAUGAUCGGGUGCGACGGGUGCGACGCCUGGUACCACUGGGUGUGCGUCGGCAUCCAGGUGCCGCCGGACGACAACGAGGACUGGUACUGUCGCGUGUGCAUCGCCAAGAAGCAGGACACGCAGGCGGACGAGAAGCAGCGCAAGCGCAAGAAGAAGGACAAGAAGACGUCCAAAGAGUAAGCGCCGCCGGGGCCGGGUUUCCCUCUUUUACGUUGGGUUUGUCAAGCCGCGAGCAACACGUAGCGGGUAAGCUGAGCCGCUAGUUUAGGGUUAAAGUUAGCUGGGAUGUCCACCGGUGACAUCCUUCGGGAUGAGUUCGUUGGAUGCGAACCAAUAAUUGUAAAAAAUAUUACAUAUAUAUCCAUCUAUCUAACUGUUCCAACAAUGUACGCUCUCGGCACUGCUGGAAGUAAUCUUAUUUGGGGCUAAUACGCUCGGUUUGACCGAACAGACGUCAUAGUCGAGGCACCGAAUCAUCAAAGCAAUAGUACGUCAAGUGGAACGAAACAAAAUCAUUGUUCAUAGUAAACUGCAUGUGCAACAUACUUUAUGUAUUACCUCUGUUCAUAGCGGAGAGCGUCGGUUAUUGUCUAAUGUGUUUUUUUGUUGUUGCUACCUAUAAUUACUCUUUUCCACUGAUUUCAUUCUUCUUAGCAUUUCUCGACUUUCAGAAUAACAGUUUUGUAUUGUAAAAGAAAUCAAACUAAAAACACAUACACGUUCGUGAUGAGGGACAAGUCGUGUGGCGUGCUGGAAGUCUUUUAAACUAAUAUGUAAUUGUAUUGUACGAUUAUGACCGUCUGCCUGUUGAGCGUAAAUGUAAUUAAAUAAAACUUAUAGACAAAAUAUUCUAAA
Molecule: messenger RNA, 6143 nt
Organism: Anopheles gambiae (African malaria mosquito)
Lineage: Eukaryota; Metazoa; Arthropoda; Insecta; Diptera; Culicidae
Product: nascent polypeptide-associated complex subunit alpha, muscle-specific form
Exons: 2
Coding region: 408-5468 (1686 amino acids)
Cellular component (GO): transcription factor TFIID complex
Molecular function (GO): protein heterodimerization activity
Source: RefSeq, a predicted model, not a curated record